AUGACUAUCAUGCAGAGCCUGCGCAAGCGGCUUAGCUUUCGUAAGAAAAAAGACCAUGUCCCUGAAUGUUCAAAGCCACACCAGUGGCAGGAAGAUGAGAAAAAAGUACGGGAAGGAACCUGCAGCUUUCAAGUUAAGUAUUUGGGCUACAUUGAAGUUUUCGACUCCAGGGGAAUGCACAUCUGUGAGGAGGCGGUGAAGACGCUAAAAUCUCAAUGUAAGGGCAAGUACCAGAGAGCAGUACUUUAUGUCUCCGGAGAUGCCAUUCGAGUCGUGGAUGAGAUCAGCAAGAGCAUGAUUGUAGACCAGACUAUAGAAAAGGUGUCUUUCUGUGCACCUGAUCGCAGCCACGAAAAGGGCUUUGCAUAUAUUUGUAGAGAUGGGACAACUAGAAGAUGGAUGUGCCAUGGUUUCCUAGCAACUAAAGAGUCAGUAAGUGGUGAGCGGUUAAGCCAUGCAGUGGGAUGUGCUUUUGCAAUCUGUCUGGAGAAGAAGCAGAAGAGGGACAAGGAGACAGGGGUGACCGUCACCUUCAACCAAUCACGGACAAGUUUUGAACGCACAGGCUCAUUCAGGCAAACCACCCUGACAGAGAAAAUUUUUGACCCACAGAGUGCUAUUGUGGCUGAGCCUGUACCAAUGAGAGCAGCCAGCAACCCGUAUGCAGUGCAGCGACCCCAUGCCACUGCCAACCUGUUAGAGCGCCAGGGCUCAUUCCGAGGCUUCCAGAAGCUUCAGGAGAUCUCUUCACCUUUCAAGAGGACAUUGUCACUUCGAUUGAAUGAGCUGCCGUCUACCUUGCAAAGACAGAAUGCUGUCACGGUGUCACCCACACAGAAUGGACAUGGUGUUACUUCAACCAUCCACGAAGUGUCCCAGGAACAAGAAGAUUCUAUAGCACAGAUGUGCCAACAGUUGACGCAAGGCUUAACAGCACUUACCUCUGAGGACCCUUUUGCAGCUGUUCCCAACCAAGGGAGUGUCCGGACACACACACUUGUACACCAGAGUUCUCUCCCCACUCCUUCAAGCACCCAAGCAGUGCUGACAAGGCAGCAGACCUUACCAGGUUCACAGACUUUCCAGCCAGCCAGCCAAGCAGUGACAAACCCAUGGGUCAGUGGCACCAACAGCUCCCAGCUCAACCACACCACCUACAGAGCAUCGACGGCCCAUUCUGCAGUGACCAAACCGACCACCACACAGAGCAGCAACCCCUUUUCUGCAGCUGCCCCAUCUAACCCUUCCCUAACCAUGCUUAACGGAUCUCGACAAACAGUUCAUCCAUCAGCGCAAAGCUCACACAGCCAGCAGCAGCAGCUUCAUCAGAAGUUUCAGAAUACCAUCACUCAUUUCCGCAGCCCUUUUACAGACACUGAUACCACAGUGGAUACAAACUGGCAGCAGACCAGUCAGGGUUUUAAACCACACGGCAUCCAGAACGGCACUGUGGGAUCCGCAUCAGCAGUUUCCAGUUCCUCAAACUCUUGGCCUCUCAAAGCACCCUCAGGUCCUCCCACCACAACCCAGACAUCUGUGAUUGACCCUUUCGAUGUGGCCUGGGCGGAAAGAUCCAUCAACACAUCAGACCUGAAUCCCUUUGGAACAAAGUCAAUGAAGCAGUUUGAAGUACAUUUGUAG
Messenger RNA from Candidula unifasciata, 1641 nucleotides. The record is from the annotation of a GenBank genome assembly. NCBI's taxonomy places the organism in Eukaryota, Metazoa, Mollusca, Gastropoda, Stylommatophora, Geomitridae.